GGAUGGUCCGUCAAUGACCCAAGAUCGCUUCGGCAUCCCCUCGACCGGGACCCUCGUGUCAAGCACAAGGACCAAGCCCAAAGAAGUAAGAUAACAUGUAUCCUCCAUUGACGGCAGGACUUGGCAAUAGUAUCCGGUAUUCGGAGGUUGGAGAGGUCUUGAAGAACGGUCGAGUACUUGCUCCGUAUAAGACUGCGUCUCCUGAUACCUCGGCUGUCGAUCACCCCUUAUUUUCACCACAGGCUCGAGAUUAAUUAUCAACACCAUGAGGCCGUUUGACUUUGCCAUUGGUUGCGCAAUCUUUGUCCGCGGAGGCCUGUCCCAGGUGUUCUGGGUCGAGCCACCCACCACAGCGGACCCAAACACCAUCGAGGAUUGCACCUUGUGGCAUAUUGCCGAGUCCGGCGAUACCUGCCCAAGCGUAAGCUCGGCAAACUUCAUCACCCCUGAGCAGCUCGCUGCCUACAAUCCUUCUUUGGCUGGGUCCUGCCAGUUCAUUGUGGGCAAUUCCUACUGCGUGGAGCAGAAUUGGGGAGUUCCUCCCGAGACUCAAACACCAACCACGACGACAACUUCUGCCGCCCCGACCUCAACUGGAAAUGGCAUCCAGACUCCCACCCCAAUCCAAGAUGGCAUGACCAAGGACUGUAACAAGUUUCACUUUGUUGUCAGCGGUGACGGAUGUACAUCCAUUCAGUCUACUUAUGGAAUUUCCUUUGCUCAGCUCCUGGCCUGGAACCCGGCAAUUGGGGGCAACUGCCAGUCAAUAUGGCUCAACACGUAUGUUUGUGUUGGCGUCAUCGGCGGCACGGCAACUACUUCGUCGCCUCCGACGACAACAACCACCGGAAACGGUAUCCAAACGCCCAGCCCGAUUCAGGAAGGCAUGACCAAGAGCUGCAACAAGUUUCACCUCGUCGUCAGCGGUGACGGCUGCGUCAACAUCGGGUCGCAAUACGGUGUCAGCACAGCACAGCUCGUUGCCUGGAACCCGGCCAUCGGCACCAACUGCCAGACUCUGUGGUUGAACACAUACCUGUGCGUGGGAGUCAUUGGCUCCACGACGACAUCGACGCCAUCCUCGACCACCACUGGCAAUGGAGUGGUAACCCCGACGCCGACCCGCGAGGGCAUGACGCCGGACUGCACGGGCUUCCACUUUGUCGUCAGCGGCAACACCUGUCAGACCAUCAGCUCGCAGUACGGUAUCAGCUUCCAGCAAUUCCUGGCAUGGAACCCGUACGUGGGCAGCAACUGCGCGGGCCUGUGGCUUGACACAUACGUGUGCAUCGCGGCGAAGAGCAGGCUGCCCACCACCACGACUAUGACGACAUCCACGACGAGGACUGGCAAUGGCAUUGCAACGCCCACGCCAACACAACCAGGCAUGGUGAACAACUGCGACACCUUCUACAAGGUUGUCUCUGGCGACGGCUGCCAGUCCAUCGCUACCAGGUUUGGCAUUAGCUUGGCCAAUUUUAUCGCGUGGAACUCUGGCGUUGGCCAGAACUGCCAGUCCCUGUGGCUGGACACAUAUGUCUGCGUCGGCCUGAUCUAAAGUACAGUGAGAACACCUGUCGGAGUCUCACGCGUAUAAUGAUAUGCAGACUAGACGACUAGUGGUGGCAGUUGAAUAGUAGCAUGGCCGGGCGACGGAAAGGGGAUCAGGCUUUAAUUUAUUUAAUUCUUCGACGACAGCAUCUGUUUCAGUUACGUUUUGAUAGUUUUGAUAGUGGAAAUGAACCCAAAAUGGGCAAGAUACAGUAGUUAGAAAACUUUGC
Messenger RNA from Parathielavia appendiculata, 1781 nucleotides. Its product is annotated as carbohydrate-binding module family 50 protein. The record is from RefSeq and is a predicted model, not a curated record. Lineage: Eukaryota; Fungi; Ascomycota; Sordariomycetes; Sordariales; Chaetomiaceae. The coding region runs from base 266 to 1558 and encodes 430 amino acids. The transcript has 4 exons.